AUGGGACAUGGAGAGGAGAGGGUUCACCCUCACAAGAGUCUACAAGGGGAGAAAUACGAUGUGGACGUGGGGAGUUUGUCAGAGCUGAGUCGGAUAUCAAUUCAGGCGCUCGAGGGGAGAAGAAGCAACAGAAGCAGCCGGAUAACGGAUCAUGAGCUCGAAGAGGGAAGCAGCAAUGAAAGCAGCCCACAGCAGCAGCAGGCGCUGCCAUUCAGAACCGUUGAUUACAAUCCCACCACCACCACCAGCAGACCUCCUAAGAUCGCCUUCCUGUUUCUUACCAGAGGGCCUCUCCCCUUGAGACCCCUGUGGGAGGAGUUUUUCCGUGGAAAUAUGGACUGGGCUUCGAUCUACGUGCAUGCUGGCACAGAGGGUUUCAGUGUGGAUUCUCAUGUUGGGAAUGGCAGCGUGUUUUGGGGAACGCAGAUUCCAGGCCUGAGGAUUAUAAGGGGGAUGCCAUCAAUGAUUCAAGCCACUCGUAGGCUUCUGGCGUCCGCAUUACAAGACCCGGCCAAUCAGAGGAGAUAG
Molecule: messenger RNA, 528 nt
Organism: Closterium sp. Naga37s-1
Lineage: Eukaryota; Viridiplantae; Streptophyta; Zygnematophyceae; Desmidiales; Closteriaceae
Source: the annotation of a GenBank genome assembly